Tripterygium wilfordii is the source of this 1125-nucleotide messenger RNA. RefSeq names its product phospholipase A(1) DAD1, chloroplastic-like. Gene Ontology annotation, biological process: lipid metabolic process. The coding region runs from base 73 to 1125 and encodes 350 amino acids. Lineage: Eukaryota; Viridiplantae; Streptophyta; Magnoliopsida; Celastrales; Celastraceae. Gene Ontology annotation, molecular function: glycerophospholipase activity. The record is from RefSeq and is a predicted model, not a curated record. The transcript has a single exon.
GAGCGCUUCCUUGACCCGAUUCAUCAUAAUAACCCGACCACAUCCCGACCCGUCAAACUCGGCCACAGGUGGAUGGAGUACCAAGGGAUCCAAAACUGGGACGGACUACUUGACCCGCUCGAUGCUACAUUACGAGGCGAGAUCUUGCGGUACGGGAAAUUCGUUGACGCGGCUUAUCAGUCCUUUGACUUUGAUCCCUCUUCACACUCCUACGCUACCUGCCGGUUCCCUAAAAGCUCAUUGUUGGACCGGUCUGGUUUAACUCAAACCGGUUACCACGUCACCAAGAAUCUCCGCGCAACAUCUGGGAUUCAACUGCCACGUUGGAUCGACAGGGCUCCUAGCUGGCUAGCAACUCUGUCUAGCUGGAUUGGCUACGUGGCAGUCUGUCAGGACAAAAAUGAGAUUGCAAGACUGGGACGUAGAGAUGUUGUGAUUGCCUUUCGAGGCACCGCCACGUGUCUCGAGUGGCUUGAGAAUCUCCGCGCCACCCUCAGCCCAGUUCAUUCCGGGAAGCCCGGCCCAAUGGUGGAAAGCGGGUUCCUCAGCCUCUACUACUCCGGCAAUUCCACGUCACUAAGUUUGAGAGACAUGGUACGCGAAGAAAUCAAGCGUCUCCUCCAAUCCUAUGGCGGUGAGCCUCUCAGCUUAACUAUCACCGGCCACAGUCUGGGAGCAGCCCUCGCUACACUCGCGGCGUACGAUAUCAAGAAAGCGUUCAAACGUGCGCCUCUCGUAACCGUCAUUUCCUUCGGCGGUCCACGUGUAGGAAACCGUAGCUUCAGGCGGCAGUUAGAGAAACACGGCACAAAAGUUCUGCGAAUAGUGAACGACGACGAUCUAAUAACCAAAAUACCCGGAUUCGUGAUCAACGACGACGUGUCAAAAAACGGAGACGUACAUGUGGCCAGGCUGCCCAGGUGGAUCCGAAAACGGGUGGAGGACACACGGUGGGUGUACGCGGAGGUGGGAAGAGAGCUGCGGGUGAGAAGCAGAGACUCACCGUACCUGAAAAGCGUGAAUUUGGCCACUUGUCAUGAGCUGAAGACGUACCUUCAUUUGGUAGAUGGAUUUGUAAGCUCAACGUGUCCCUUCAGGGCCACCGUCCAAGACGUCUUUCCUUAA